GAUUCUAGCAGCAAUACCAUUGAGGCACAGUAUGUGGAGAUGGAUAAUGCUACUAUUAACUUAAGAAACUUUUACACUAAGGCCUACCUAGGAGUGUCAGCCAAAGAAAUCCCAAAAUAUUGGCUCUUAUUUCAAGUAUCUGUGCCACUACUUGGAUGGAGCACCUAGUUUAUUUUUAAAGCUAGGGGACAAGGAGCAAGUAGUGGGCACAUGUCAGUUACGGAUACUUCACAAAAUGAGACAUUGGAGGUUGGACCUGAGAAUUUGAAGAUGUCCUUUUCAUCAACAUCUGGACAACUGAAACGUAUGACGAAUUAUAGAACAAGGGUGAAAGAUUUGGAUGUGGAACUUGAAAGUACUAAGCAGAAAAGUAAACAAAACCUGCAACAAGCCAUCUUAAUUGAAAGGGAAAGAGUUACUCAAAUGCAGUGGGAUAUGGAAGAACUUCGUAGGAAGUAUUUGGAGAUGGAGUCGAAGCUCAAGUUCGAACAGGAUGAAAGGAUUCAUUCGGAGUUGGUAAAAGUGUCUGCCAUUCAUGAGGAGCUAUUGGUGCAGGAAUUGGAUGUUGCAAAAGAACAACUUAAUAACCUGCAGAAACAUCAAGAAGAGCUGGAAAUGAAAUCAAAAGCAGAUAUUAAACUUCUUAUCAAAGAAGUUAAACAUGCUGGAUUGGAAAGUUUUAGGAGAGGCUUGAGCAAAGUGAAGUUCUUGAAAUGGUAA
This is a messenger RNA of Magnolia sinica, 720 nucleotides long. Its product is annotated as PX domain-containing protein EREL1-like. The record is from RefSeq and is a predicted model, not a curated record. Lineage: Eukaryota; Viridiplantae; Streptophyta; Magnoliopsida; Magnoliales; Magnoliaceae. The coding region runs from base 211 to 720 and encodes 169 amino acids. Gene Ontology annotation, biological process: protein transport. The transcript has 5 exons.